GCAUGGCUUGCCACGGACAUAUUUUCAUUUUAAAUAAAGAGAUGACGGGUUUAAGAGUGGGUUCGCCCCAACAGGUUCUCUCCUCUCUGCCUACUACUACUGGGUGCUAGUGGAUUACUGGUGCUACUAGUGGCGCAAGCCUCCUCGCUUCGCCUCACCCCUGCUCGCUCUCUCGGUCUUCGUCCCUCGUUCGUCCGUCCCUCCUCUACACCAUGCCCCGCGUGUCCUUCCUCCUUGCGAGUGCUCUCGCUCUUUUAUUACCACACCUUCAAAGAUAUACUACUGCUAAAGCGCAGAGUGUUACUGUCUCUGUACCGGUUUCUAAACCGUCGAACGCAGCUCCGCUUGACCAAGGCUUGAUUUCGUUUUCUAUCGAGCAGGAUAGAUGGGUUGAUUGGGCGGGUAAGAAUGAGCCUAAUGGGUUCUUUCUUAAUACGCUUGAGAACUUGAGAGAGAGACAGGGAGGGACGCCUUGGAUCCGGAUUGGUGCGAACUCGGAGGACCAUACGGAUUUUAGUUUCGAUGUUCAGUUCUCCGAAACGAUCUUCCCCACCCCCUCCGCAUCAAUGCCCUACCCCGAAGCAACAAACAUAACAGUCGGUCAAAAAUACUACAACCUCGCUUCACAUCUCCCACGCGGGACGCACGUCAUAUGGGGCGUUAACCUUGGUAGUGAUAACAUCACUGCUGCUUUCCUUGAAGCGCGUGCUAUUAAGACGGCUUUUGAGAGUGGGGAGGUGAAGGGAAAGGGGGUGGUGCUUGAGGGGGUGGAGAUUGGGAAUGAGGCGGAUUUGUAUGGGGGGAAUGGGCAUCGGAACCCGGCGAAUUGGACUGUUGCGGAAUAUGUUAAGGAAUGGACGACUUUCGCGAAGAACGUCUCCGUAGCAGCAGGUGUCAGCCAAAACGGACCCAAGUUCUUUGGAUUAGCGUUCAGUCAUAAUGCACAUUCGGGUACGGCGUUUUCGUUUGAGAAUGCUGUGAAGGAUGGGUUGUUGGAUUCGAGGGAGGGGAAGUUGAUUAAUGAGAUAUCACAGCAUAUGUACUUCGGAAGCGGAGUAGCAGGCGUUGCUAAUCUCCCGACUCUCAUGUCCAAGACGCUUAUUCGAGGGAACGUGUCUUCGCUCAAGCAGGAUGUUGCUGAUGUUCAUGCGAAGGGGUUGGGAUAUGUCCUUGGUGAGACGAACAGCUACUUCAGUCACGGUGCACCUGGCGUGAGCAACGCAGCGGGUGCGGCAAUCUGGUUAACCGACUAUACGCUGCUUGCUGCAUCGCUUGGUGUGAAGCGGAUGCAUUUCCAUGAGGGUGUUGGGUUUAGGUAUAACUUGAUCCAACCCGUCACUCUAACCCGCUCAAUCAUCGACGCAAGUCCGAUCUCCCCACUCCCUCCACAUAUCCAACCAACGUACUACGGUGCACUCAUCGCAGCUGAAGCAGUCGGCACUUCUGGCUCCUCUUCCGUCGUCGAGCUCAAUAUCAAUGAUAACACGUUAUCGGGGUAUGCGGUGUUUGAGAAGGGCAAGGUGGAGAGAGUGGUGUUGAUUGAUUCGGAUGCGUUUUUGAAGGGAGAUAAGGUUAGGGGUGGGAGGAACGUUACGCUUAGCUUUUCGGCUGGUUCGGUGUCGGGGUUGGUGGAUGGGAAGAGUGGAGGGAGUGUUAGUGUUAAGAGGUUGAAUAUCGGUCAUGCAGACGAUACGAAAGGCCUUACGUGGGCCGGCCAGUCCUUCGAAACGUCUGACGCGAAGCCUAGUGGUGCAGUUAAGAAAGAGACGAUUAAAGUUGUGCAGAGUGGGGGUACGGUGAAGGUGAAUGUUGGGAUACAGGCGACGGAGAUCGUGCUUUUGAGUUUUUAACUCGAGCUGUGUGUGGAUGUGUCAUUGUGUGUUUUGCUUACUUUGACAUUUCGUGACUUUUGACUUUGAUGGGGAUAUUAAUGACUUUUGAUGACUUUUUUUUCGUCACCUACGUACAGGAUGACUUCUUCAAUUUUGACGAUUUUCGUUCGUUUUGUUUGCUGUUGUUUCUCCAGUCAUAAUGUCAUAAUACCUGCUGUCAUUCAUUCGUGUUGUCCUGUCCUCUGAUACUACUUUGUUUUUUGUUCUGUUCAUUAGACUUUUUGACUUUUUGGUGGUAUACAUUGACUUUUUUGCUUUGCCCCAUUUGUCUCUACGUUGAUUGCAUGCUUUGUUAUUACAUAACAUAAUACAUUGCUGUGCUUUCGUUGCA
Messenger RNA from Fomitiporia mediterranea MF3/22, 2223 nucleotides. RefSeq lists its product as uncharacterized. Lineage: Eukaryota; Fungi; Basidiomycota; Agaricomycetes; Hymenochaetales; Hymenochaetaceae. The coding region runs from base 213 to 1850 and encodes 545 amino acids. The transcript is spliced from 7 exons. The record is from RefSeq and is a predicted model, not a curated record.